Messenger RNA from Physella acuta, 2916 nucleotides. RefSeq lists its product as uncharacterized. The record is from RefSeq and is a predicted model, not a curated record. NCBI's taxonomy places the organism in Eukaryota, Metazoa, Mollusca, Gastropoda, Physidae.
AUGUGCUGGAUCGACCUUGGCCAGUCAUCCGUGACCAGUGCCACCCUGGAUGUGCUGGACCGACGUGAGCACCUGGCCCACAGCCACAUCAACCUGCGGGAGCCCAGGCUAGACAUCAAGCUGCCGGACCCCGAGCUGUCCCCCGUCAUACUGGAGGACUUCACCAGACCCCCGGAGUCAGUCCUAGAGGACCCGCCCAUGUAUCUAUCACCGUCCGAGUUUUUCAAGCGGAUCUCUUGUGACAAGUGGGAAGGGAAGUCUUCCUACAGGGUCAUAGGCGGCGAGCUGCUGCUGCUGCUGAUACAGGCCCUGCAUGAGAUGGAGAGCACCUUCCUGAUCAACGCCCAUGUCCUGCACGCCAACCUCAACAACAGACAGAAGGAAGGGGCGAAGGGGUGGCGCUACGAGAAGAUAGUGGUGCGGAUUGUGUUCUACGACAAGGCAGACAGCUCCAAUAUUCCACUCCAGAUUCUGGAAGAAACCGAACCCUACGCGACCCCUAGAGUGACCCCAGUACGUAGAGAGAUCUCCCAGAUCCCGUAUGCUCACACCCAGCACUGCGUCAAUCACGUGCGACUUGUGGACGGGGAGGGGCAAAGCAACAAGCAAGAACUGACUAAGCAGGAGCUCCAGCGUUCCAUCAUGCGCAGACUAAAUGUUCCGGCGGAAGUGCCCAAGCCGGUGAACGAGAAGCCGCCAGCCAAAGAGAAAGACAACCCGAGGUUUAGCGACCCAUCCAAGAAAGCGGCGCCAGUCGAGGUGUACACUGAGACCGUGGACUUGAUCGCUGAGUCCCCCACUCUGGUUUCAACGGACACCAAAUCCAAGCCCGCCAAAAGUGAGGAUAAAGUCGUCAAAUCCACAAUCGACCAGGAACUGCCGGGGCACCUGGCUCUUUUUACCAGCGACCCUACCACUCUCCUCCCCUCCACAACCAUCAUGCCAGGAAUCGAAGAAGCUGAGAACGAGCUCAACAUACCGUCGACUUCGACCGAUUCCUUCAGUGUGGUGGUGACCGCCGACUUUCAGAGCUCCGAGGCGAACCUCCCUGUGUACAAGACGCUGAACCUGACGAGAAACGAGUUGUACGUCACAGGUCUGUAUGAACCACGUGACGAGAACAGAAUCUCAACCAAGGAGAAACUGCAGUGCAGGAAAAAACGACGUUCAAAAAUGUAUGAUGAUAUUUUAGAUAAUUUAAAAUCUAAAUCAGGAAUUGAUUUGAGCUGCAGUUUUAAAAGUCUGGCCGUGAAGAAAGAAAUGAUCCGAAGAAAAUCGAUGGCGCCGCGGGUCCCGAGCCGAGUCCAGAAAACUGAGUCGUUGCCUCGGGGGUCCGCCAGGGAGAGCACGUGGGACCCGUACCUGAGGGACAGGCACAACUGUGAGAUGGAAAUCGCCCUGAAGAAUCCUCUAGAGGAAGGGAUCCAAGAGAGGCUCAGGUUGCUGGUUCUGAUGCCAAAAGUAGAGGAGCCGAAACAGGAGGUGAAGGGGGCCAAGCCGGGAAAACCCAACCGAAGUCAAAACGCUUUUACCUCAGAGAAUAACAACACAAACCAGAGAAAGCGGAAUCAAAAUGUGAGCAGUUGCCAGGAAAUGACGAUGGAGAGUCUGGACACCCACCCGUACGGCUUGAUGUACACCAACAUGAGGAGAGUCAGAAACCUGCCCAGCUACUCCGUGCUCAACAAGUCCAUGAACAGCCGCGCGUCUGACGCAGACGAUGAAGACGAUAGCUACUCCCAGCUGCUGGACCUCUUGACCACGUGGCGCCAAAACGUCGACACCGGCGUCCGUCUGCGCAGCCGACAGUUAUCUGAUUUCUCCGUGGCACGUCUACAGAACCAGUACUACCUGACUAACUCACGGCGCGACCCGGCCGAUGAGAAGAGAAUCAUUGAUAGAAUGAUCAGAGAGACUAGGAACCAGCGUCACAUGCAACAGCACACAGGGGACACGGCGAACACCAGUGGUCACCCAGGGGACACGGCAAACACCAGUGGUCACCCAGGAUCGGUCAACAGCUUCCCAAAGCCCUUCACGGCAGAGGCUUUGUCCAAGCUAACGAACAAGACCAGUGGUGCCAAGCCAAAACUUGAUCUGCCCCAGAAAACCAAGUGUGUCAAACAUCAAAGGACCGAUUCCGUCAAAGAUGUGUCUGACACAACGUUUAACUCCAGCUACCCGAUGCUGGACGACACAGCCAACAAAAAUUUGCUGGAUGAUAAGGCCAACAAAAACUUGCUGGACGAAACGUCCAACAAAAACAUGCUGGACGACACGGCCAACAGAACCAGCAACGCGAGUAAGACAGAGUUCGACGUGUCCUCCUACUCCACGAGUACCACCGCGGCAGGGGCCUCCGUCAGUACACGGGAAUCCCCCCAAAUCCGCGACAUCAAACCCACCGUGUCCAGGAAAGCGUCCACACCUAAAGGUGAUCGGUUGACCACCCCCGCCCCUAUCACGCCCAGGCCGACGGUGUCGGAACAGCUGGAGGACUACCUGUACGACUGCGACUGCGCAGAGUGUGUCCUACAGGACCCCCUGCUCACCCAUCUCCGGCCGCCGCCCACCCAGAGGGUCGAGGGGUAUCCGCUGUUCCUGGGUCGGCUGAGGCGGGACUUCAAGUGCCUGAAGCACAGGCCCCCCGCCGCCCCCAAGCUCAUGUGGUGUGACGUCGGCCCGUACUUUAGCAGGAUGACGUCACAGAACGUCCAACAGCAGCUGCUCAGGCUCAUGUGUGACGUCAUGAUAAAAAAAGAGAUCAUCAGCUCCAGCCUGGGACACUCGUAUGUCACCGUGACCUUCACCAAACCGGAAGUGGCCAAACGUAUGACGGAUUUUAGUGAGUUUGUUUAAUCACAACUUCCGGCUCAUCGUGCGCUUCCAUUGGUUCCUUUGGGCAGUAAAAUAUCA